ACGUUAUGUAUGUGUUUGUUAUUUAAGUUAUAUUUUAUGAUUACAACAAAUUAUCUUUGCCAAAGAGACACUUUUCUCUUUCACCAGCUUUUCUCGAAAUUUUCAACAAGGAAAAUAAGCAUCAACCAUUUCAGCCUGAUUAAAAAUCCAAUUAAAAGUGUAAUUAGUGUUGUAGUGAAGUAACAACUAUCCUGCAAUUUGCCGCAAAAAUGAAGCACCUCAUCAUAAUGCUCCUAACAGUUUCCGCAAUAAAUGGUGCCGUACGUAUGAAAGACGACUGGGUCGACCCCCACGAUAUGAACACAAACAUGAAAGAAAAAUAUUUCCCAAAACUGAAAAAAUCUACAGGCUCGUCCUCGGGCAAUGACAUUGGGGAAUUUAGGGAUCCAAUGCCUGAUAUAUACAUGACACAUCUUAAAAGAGUAGUGAGUGUAAUAAUGAAUUCCGCUUAUGUUGAUAAAAGAGACUUGGAUGUCUAUUAUGGUCAUAUUCGGUUUGAUAUGCAUCCUAGUGACUAUGAGUUUUUGGUUAAUUUUGCCAAAAAUGAACUUACAUUGGAUAAUUUGAGAAAACUCGAUGCAACUUUGAAUAAUAGCUUCAAACAGUCGAAUACUGAUAAAUAUCUGGAUAUAUUAGAGACGUUCCAAUUGAAAUUAUACUCUUUGGUAAUGAAUGUACAAAACUUGUCGAUACUAGGCGCUUUAUUCGGUCUAUACUUUGUUUAUCAAUUGUUUAAGAAUAAUUUUUCUCUCACUUAUAUUUUCAAAUAUUUAAUCAUUUUGGUUCUGAUUAUCGAUUUUGGAUGUAGGUAUCACCAUUUAGUUGAGGAAUCUGACAAAUAUAAUUUAGGGGUAGUGUACUCGCCUCAAUGUGACACUGGCAAAAUGUCUUGGUCUCAAUAUUCAAAAUUUGUGUUUGGAUCUACAGAUUGUGAAAAGAAGACUGUAACUCCUUUAGAUGCUCUUCUAUUCCAAAUUAAAAACCUUAUCAUAAUCCCCAUGCAGGCAUUUGGAACAGGAAUGGGUGGAUUUGGAAAAAAUAUGUUUACCUCCCUGCCAUGGGGUCUCAACAUAAUCCUCGGGCCCAUUAUGCUAAUUUUUACCUUGAUACUUCUCUUAUUCUGCAUGACAAUUUUCACUGGCCAGGCAAUUGAAUUCAAUAUUUUCCACAUAUUCAAAUUUAAAUUUGGAGGAGGGACAGAAAAAGGAAAUAGGCCCCUGGUGCAGAAUCUACACUUGGGCUUGCAACCUAGGGGGAAUCGAAAAAGCAUCAAUAAAAAGGAAGCGACUCCAAAGAAGGCAAUCACCACCAAGCAAGUUUUUAAAAAAACUCCUAACCCAGAACAAGAGAGCCACAGUGGGAAAAUUAAAAUAAAUAAAAACAAAAUAGAAGAAGUAAAUGAUGAGAAUUUAAGUGCAAAUCCAUCUGAUGAUACAUUUUUAGAGCAGUUGAGUAAAAUUUUGGAUAAAACUGAAGAUAUUUCUAUGUCUAGUGGCAAUGAUAAAUCCGUGGAUAAAUCUAAUGAAAGUACAGGCAGGACAAAGGCAGAUACUUUAAAAUAAGAUUUUUUUUUUGUUAAAUAUACUUUUAACAUCUCAAUUUUCAAGAAGAUGCGGACUUGCUUGAAUUAAAAAAAAAAAGACUGGAUUUUAUUAUCUGAAAUUUUUUUUUGUCAAUAUUUGUGUUUGUAAUAUGCAAAAACUUUUUUUUAAAGUCAAUAAUAGCAUUGUAUAAUAGUUAGAUCUGCUAAAUAUUUUUAAUCAACUCCUCCCCAGCUUUACUUCCAUUUUUGAACAUACGAAUUUUUGCUUUCAUUACAAUAAAGCUCUACUUAUUUUAAAACUUGAGGCUUUAAUUGUCAAUUUGAUAUCAAAUGUUAUUAGUGAUAGGUAUAUAUUAAUAUUUUCUUCCUAGUUAUUUAUCUGCAGAUCUGUUUUUUUUAAUUUGCAUGUAGGAAUACUUUUGUGAAUUCAUUCUCUUCUAUAGGUGAAUGAAUAAAUACAUUUUUUGUUGUCUUUUUAUGUAACAACUUUUUUAUACUAAUAUUUGGAAAUGUUUACAUUAAAUUUAUUUUUAAAUAUAUUAUUUGUUUUAUAUGAUUGAUUUCAA
Molecule: messenger RNA, 2109 nt
Organism: Ceutorhynchus assimilis (cabbage seed weevil)
Lineage: Eukaryota; Metazoa; Arthropoda; Insecta; Coleoptera; Curculionidae
Source: the annotation of a GenBank genome assembly